Maniola jurtina (meadow brown) is the source of this 1119-nucleotide messenger RNA. RefSeq names its product transcription factor Adf-1-like. NCBI's taxonomy places the organism in Eukaryota, Metazoa, Arthropoda, Insecta, Lepidoptera, Nymphalidae. Bases 115 to 795 code for a protein of 226 amino acids. Gene Ontology annotation, cellular component: transcription regulator complex; nucleus. The record is from RefSeq and is a predicted model, not a curated record. The transcript is spliced from 2 exons. Gene Ontology annotation, biological process: regulation of transcription by RNA polymerase II. Gene Ontology annotation, molecular function: DNA binding.
ACACGUGCCACUACUACAUUGAUUUUAGAAGUUGCUUAUACAGCCAAGCGUUAGCGUAAGCGGUUAGUCGUCGCGAGUUACUUAUUGCGUCAAGUCGCGUUUAAGUUUUUAAUAAUGUCAAAAAUGACAGCAAGAAAUCCCAAACUCAGUAGGAAAACUUUAUUAAAUAUUGUACAAGAAGUACAUAAGCGGCCUUGUCUGUGGAAUCCUGAUGAUGAAAACCACAACAACAGAGCACGCAUGGCUGUCGCGUGGGAGGAAAUCACCUCAGCUCUGAACAUACCAGAACCUCUCGUCAAGGCAAAAUGGAAAAUCAUGAGGGACAUAUUCAAAAGGGAGAUGAAGAGGUGCAAAAUGAACUCUCACGGUAAAUUCCAGUACACAGGCAAAUGGCGGCAUUUCAAAUUGCUGUGGUUUGUACACAAAAAUAAAGAAGCGCAAUUAGUUCAGUGUGAUCCAGCGGAAGAUAGCUACAGUAGCACAGAGGAAAAUAAUAUUAAGGAAGAAGUAAUAGACAAUAAUAGUACAGAUGUAGAUGAAUCACACGACCACAACGUACCAUUUGAGGAGAGUAACAUGCUUACAUUGGAUUUCGAACCAGAACAGGAUCCAUUGCCGGUUCAAAGAAGGCAGUCGUCUGAAGAUGAUUACGAUUUGAUGUUUCUGAAAUCUUUGGUGCCAUACUUUAGAGAGUUAGAUCCAGUUCGAAAAUUGAGGUUACGGAGUACGAUACUGGAUAUAAUUAUAAAUGAAAUCAGUGGUCAGCCGCAAGGGAUUCUCAAUUCGACACGGUAGUUCAUAAAAGCUUUUUUGAGUGAUAAGUAUUAGUUAUUUGUUGAUAUUCAAAGUUGACUACGGGUACUACUCUUAGACUGUCGGACAAAAUAAUGAACUUUUUGUUUAGUAAUUGAUCAUUUUCAUUGAGCACACCUGAUACCAUAAUCAUAAGCAUAACUCCUGUCGAAACUAAAAUAAUAUGUACCCAGAAGCAAAAAUGGUAAAUCAAUAAAUACUUGUGUGCGACUGGUGUGUACAAAUUGUAAGGAAGAAAUGCUUUUUCUUUAUUAAUUCCUCGUCCCACAACUUUGUAUUGUCACCAGUUACAUGUUGAAUAAAUGC